AUGAUACACCAACAAACCGCUUCUACCUUAGUCAACGGGUCGCGACUUAAACUUGCUUCCUCAUUAAUUACUUCCUCCACCACCGUCAAGUCUUCCACCCCCAGCAUCCGCCCCUCCUCUGAAGACUCCGUUCCUCGCCGAUCUCACCAGACCAUGGCCGCCGCCGCCGCCCCUCCCUCCGCGCCCACCGCGACGACACGUCCCCCGGGUACCUAUUUCCCUCUCGGCUACAAGGAUGCCGUCUACCAAUGGUGGACAAGUGUAACUCCCCAAGUCGCCGAGCGGAACGUCCUCAGCCACAUCCCCUACCUCAAAGAAGCCCGCGAGAACGCCUCCCUAGAUUCCGACAAGGCGUCGGACCCUUUUGGCCCGCGAGUAUGGAAGUCGCAGAUGGUCGAGCUCUCCGGGAAGAACCGCGCCCUAAACGAGUACUCCGUCGAGCGUGUCGGCGAGGACGUCGACAACAACCUCGUCAUCCUCCACGGCUACGGUGCCGGGCUCGGUUUCUUCUACAAGAACUUCGAGCCCCUCUCCCGCCCAAAGGGCUGGAAGCUCUACGCCCUCGACAUGCUGGGCAUGGGCAACUCCGCAAGGCCGCCUUUCAAGGUCUCUGCCAAGGACCAGGAGGGCAAGACGGCCGAGGCCGAGGCCUGGUUCAUUGAUGCCCUUGAAGAGUGGCGGAAGAAGCGCAACAUUGACAAGUUCACACUCAUCGGCCACUCCCUUGGCGGCUACCUCUCCAUCGCCUAUGCGCUAAAGUACCCCGGCCACCUCAAGAAGCUCAUCCUUGCUUCCCCUGUCGGAAUCCCUGAGGACCCGUACGCCGUCAACUCAGCCAUGCCCGAGCCCGAGGAAUCGACAUUCCAAAACGAGUUCACACAGGACCAGAACACUGUCACAAGCGACAACCAAAACUCCAUCACGUCCCGCGCCAGUAAGAGCCAUGAAAAGAACUCCAACAAUGCGCCGAAGCGUCCUCUGCCGGGCUGGCUCGUCUGGCUAUGGGACGCCAACGUCUCCCCCUUCAGCAUCGUCCGCUUCACCGGUCCCCUGGGCCCGCGGUUCGUCUCUGGCUGGACCUCGCGUCGCUUCAACCAUCUCCCCGAGGCUGAGUCGCAAACCCUGCACGACUACGCCUUCUCCAUCUUCCGCCAGAGGGGCAGCGGCGAGUACGCGCUGCCCUACAUCCUCGCCCCGGGCGCAUACGCCCGCAGCCCCAUGGUCAACCGGAUAGACGGUGUUGGCCGGCAGAUCAUUGAGAAGAAUGGCGAGAAGAUCAAGGAGACGGGUGUCCCUGUCGUCCUGAUGUAUGGCGAAAACGACUGGAUGGACGUUGCUGGCGGGUACGCCGCAGAAGAGAAGCUUAAGCAGGCGAAAUUGCAGGCCCUUCUUAAAGGGACUGACGAAGAGAAGAGGAGGGAGAGGGGGUCCGCCAAGGUUCUAAUUGUCCAGAAGGCGGGACACCACCUGUACCUCGACAACGCUGACCAGUUCAACGACUUUAUAUUGAAGGAGCUGGAAGAGACGCAAAAAAGCGAGGUGUAG
Colletotrichum graminicola M1.001 is the source of this 1545-nucleotide messenger RNA. RefSeq lists its product as uncharacterized. The record is from RefSeq and is a predicted model, not a curated record. Gene Ontology annotation, biological process: cardiolipin acyl-chain remodeling. Gene Ontology annotation, molecular function: A2-type glycerophospholipase activity. Gene Ontology annotation, cellular component: mitochondrial inner membrane. Bases 1 to 1545 code for a protein of 514 amino acids. NCBI's taxonomy places the organism in Eukaryota, Fungi, Ascomycota, Sordariomycetes, Glomerellales, Glomerellaceae. The transcript is spliced from 2 exons.